Molecule: messenger RNA, 261 nt
Organism: Caenorhabditis briggsae
Lineage: Eukaryota; Metazoa; Nematoda; Chromadorea; Rhabditida; Rhabditidae
Exons: 3
Coding region: 1-261 (86 amino acids)
Biological process (GO): negative regulation of canonical Wnt signaling pathway; protein localization to ciliary transition zone
Cellular component (GO): ciliary transition zone; ciliary basal body; non-motile cilium
Source: RefSeq, a predicted model, not a curated record
AUGACCCUUUCCAAAAUCGCUAUUCGAAACCCAUACGGUCUUCCAAAAACGUUCCGUAUCACAACAUCUCAUCCGGAAAUUGUGAAAAUCACCGAUCAAUUGAUGUCGGUUCCCCCAAUGGGUAAACUUCCGUGUGAGAUGUUCUUUGUCAGAAAUUCCCAUCAUCAUCAGAAUAUUGAAACACUUCUCUACAUUUCGGAUGCUGAGACGUAUGUUCAGGAAGAAGCAUAUUCCCUGACUUUAGACUUUGAAGCUUCAUAG